This is a messenger RNA of Penicillium crustosum, 189 nucleotides long. RefSeq lists its product as uncharacterized. The record is from RefSeq and is a predicted model, not a curated record. Lineage: Eukaryota; Fungi; Ascomycota; Eurotiomycetes; Eurotiales; Aspergillaceae. The transcript has 2 exons. Bases 1 to 189 code for a protein of 62 amino acids.
AUGACCGUGCCAGAGUUCGACGAAGGCCCGUCUAAGCGUAUUUGUGAUGAUCUCGGUCUAGCAAAUAUGAUCGUUAAAAGUUCUGAAGAUCUUACUAUGCCACCUGGCUACCCCGUCAAAUCUGCCAUACUAGACGAUGAAUAUGUCAAGGUGGGCGUUUUCACGGCUCUUCCUGUAUGCCUUAACUAA